GUGGAAUCAAGUACCCUGACGUCCUAAUAUGCUGAAAAUCCCCUAGUUUGGUUCGGAAAGGAACCAAACAUUUUACAGAAAUUAAUUUUCCAGAGUGUGAAGUACAUGUGUUUAUUCGGUCUCCAUAACAACAAGUUGGGUGAAACUAAACAAGAUGGACGCCACUAUGAGACCGAUGUCGCUACCUCCAGAGUUUACGAAUUACGCCGAGGAACACCAACUGUUUGAGUUGAUGAAGUUUCUAAUCGAACAAUUAUUGUUGAAAAAACCAGAGGAUCCUAUAGAAUUUCUUAUAGACAUCUUGCUUCUCCGGUUGAAAGAAGUUAUCAAGGUCAUCAUAUUUGGUCCCCCAGCCUCAGGAAAGACUACCUUAGCAAAAAUGAUCUGUGAAAAACUAGAUUUGGUCUAUCUGUGUGAGGAUAGAUUAUUGAUUAAGACUUCAUCAAAUUUAUUAAAUGAGGCGCGUGAACAUCAGGCUGCAAAUAAUCCUAUUCCUGCAGAUUUAUGGCUGCGUAUGUUGUGGGAAGAAACAGAAAGAGGCAAGUGUAAAGCAAAUGGCUGGGUCUUUGAGGGAGUAUUUUCCACCCGAGAAGCUAUUGCCAAAAUGCAGCAACAAGGCGUUCAUCCAACUCACUGUAUUUUCUUGGUGGCUCUGGAGAGUAUUCUUGUGGAGAGAGCUGUUGGUAAAAGGAUUGAUCGAAGGAAUGGAGAUAUUUACCAUAUGACAUUUGACUGGCCAUUGAGUGCUGAUGUUAAGGCCAACUUGGUGGAAGCUCCAGGAUGUACUGAAAGUGAAAUAAUCCAGAAAUACCUAGCAUAUGAAUAUGCCUUGCCAGGACUUAUCCAACGCUUCAAAAAGAAUUACAAAACUAUAAAUGCUGACCAACCUAAAGGAGAUAUUCUGUCAAAAGUACUUUGUUUCCUGAGUCAUAAACCCCAAUCUAUGGCACCACAUACUCCACGAGUCAUCCUUCUCGGUGCUUUUGGCAGUGGUAAGAAAACCCAGGCACAUUUGUUGGCGAAACGUUUUCAGUUGGUCAAUGUUUCAUGUAGUCAACUGAUAAAACAAGCUGUAACCAAUGAGACAUCAACGGGACAAAUUGCCAAAUCAUAUUUGGACCAGGGUUUAUCUUUGCCAGAUGGAAUUGUAAUCACUAUUGUCAAAGAACGUUUGACUCAACUUGACUGUAUGACAUGUGGCUGGGUAUUACAUGGAUUUCCUAGGAACGUAUACCAAGCUCAAGAUUUGGAUGACGCUGGAUUAUUUCCAACAAGGGUAUUUUUCUUAGAUGUAUCAUUGGAUUCCAUAUUGGAGAGGUUGACUCCUCUAAGGACAGACUUAGUGACUGGACAGCAACAUCACCUGCAUUUUAAUCCUCCGCAGACAUUGGCGAUGAUGGACCACCUGAGAGCCAACCCAAGACAUAUGGAGAAGACAGUCACAGAGAAAGUAUCAAGAUUCCAUGCUCAGGAGGAUGAACUGUCAAUAUAUUACACAGAGAAAGCAUCUCAUCUGAAUGCUGAUCAAGAUUAUUACACUGUGUUUGAAACCAUUAUGAGUAUGAUCAUCAACCCUGUAGCAGUUAACUUCGAUUAAUGACCAUAUUUUAAUGACCAUAUUUUAAUGACCAUAUUCUAAUGACCAUUAUCUCUUGAUGACCAAUUUGGCUUAUAUUGCAUUUUAUUUUCAGUUCUUUAGCUGAUAAAGAACAGGAAGAAUAAUAAUCGAGAGAGUAGUGUUUGCUUCAAAAAAUACUUUUAUUUAUAUAUCUGUUAAACACUGGAAAAAUUCUCCAAGCCUGUGUAUCUGUCUCUCUGUGAGAUAUACGCACAUAUAUUUAUAUGUAUUGAUGUAGUGUUGUUAAAUUGUAUCAGAAAAUAAAAUGAAUGCUGAAAA
Messenger RNA from Octopus bimaculoides (California two-spot octopus), 1897 nucleotides. RefSeq names its product adenylate kinase 8. Gene Ontology annotation, molecular function: ATP binding; nucleobase-containing compound kinase activity. Lineage: Eukaryota; Metazoa; Mollusca; Cephalopoda; Octopoda; Octopodidae. The record is from RefSeq and is a predicted model, not a curated record. Gene Ontology annotation, biological process: nucleobase-containing compound metabolic process.